AAAUCUAAAAACUCAGAGAUAAUGCAGUUUCACAGAAAAAAGAAAAAAAGUGAAGGCUGAAAAAGGCUGAGCACAGCAGACUAGUGGGAUAUAUAUAUGAUCCACUGUGGGCCUGGAUACUUCUGAUCUUUUAAAACCAUGAGACCGCUCUAUGUUCUGCUGCUUAUUGGAGCUGCUGCGGCAGUUCCCCACUAUGAUGGAAGGAUCAUCGGUGGGCAGGAGUGUGAGCCGCACUCUCGUCCUUACAUGGCGUCCCUUAACUAUGGGUACCACUUCUGUGGAGGAGUGCUCAUCAGUACUCAGUGGGUGCUCUCUGUCGCACACUGCUGGUACAAUCCAUAUUCGAUGCAGAUCUUCCUGGGAGAACAUGAUGUACGUGUAUUUGAGGGAACAGAGCAACUCAUGAAGACUGACACCAUCAUCUGGCACCCAAACUAUGACUACCAGACUCUGGACUAUGACAUCAUGCUGAUCAAGCUCUUCCAUCCAGUGGAGGUGACUGAGGCAGUUGCACCCAUCUCACUACCCACUGGCUGUCCAAUGGGAGGCCUCCCCUGCUCCGUGUCUGGAUGGGGGAACACUGCUAAAGAUGGUGAAGAAGUAAACAUGCCCACCCGUCUGCAGUGUUUGGAUGUACCCAUAGUGGAUGAUGAGGACUGUGAAAACGCCUAUCCAGGCAUGAUCACGCGCAGGAUGGUGUGUGCUGGUUACAUGGAUGGAGGCAGAGACGCAUGCAAUGGUGACUCUGGCAGCCCUCUGGUGUGUGUUGGAGAAGUGCACGGCCUGGUGUCAUGGGGUCAAGGCUGCGCUCAGCCCAACUACCCUGGAGUUUAUGUUAAAGUAUGCGAGUUCCUCUACUGGAUUGAAGACACUCUUGCAGCCAAUCCUUUAAAAAAUAUAUAAAUUCUUCUCUCCUCC
Molecule: messenger RNA, 918 nt
Organism: Xiphophorus hellerii (green swordtail)
Lineage: Eukaryota; Metazoa; Chordata; Actinopteri; Cyprinodontiformes; Poeciliidae
Product: trypsin-like
Exons: 6
Coding region: 139-903 (254 amino acids)
Biological process (GO): proteolysis
Molecular function (GO): serine-type endopeptidase activity
Source: RefSeq, a predicted model, not a curated record